Messenger RNA from Rhopilema esculentum, 1357 nucleotides. Its product is annotated as hydroxyacylglutathione hydrolase, mitochondrial. Gene Ontology annotation, molecular function: hydroxyacylglutathione hydrolase activity. Lineage: Eukaryota; Metazoa; Cnidaria; Scyphozoa; Rhizostomeae; Rhizostomatidae. The record is from RefSeq and is a predicted model, not a curated record.
UUUCAAAUUUACUAAAGAAGGUCAGAUUGUCAGAUAGGUCAGAUUGUCUUGUGUGAAAUGAAACUUCGACCUGUUCUGUUAGCUUUUAAGCAGCUUAAUCGUCAAAUUCACGGACGUACUCAAUUCCUUAUUCAACCUUGCAAGGCCGAGGUAACCAGAGGCUGUCACACCAAGUCAACCAGAGUAUUUGCAAGCAACAUGAGAGUGAAAGUAUUAUCAGCACUUGAUGACAAUUACAUGUAUUUGCUGAUUGAUGAAGAAUCAAAUACCGCUGCAAUUGUUGACCCAGUUAACCCAGAAAAGGUUGUUUCCGCAGUAAAAGAUGAAAAAGUUAACCUUACAACGGUUCUCACUACACAUCAUCACUGGGAUCAUGCCGGUGGAAACGAAGAGUUAUGUUCAAAGGUAACAGGGCUUAAAGUUUAUGGAGGAGAUCAAAGAAUUGGUGCUCUUACAAAUCAAGUGAAACAUGGCGAUAAUAUACAGGUUGGAAACCUGAAGAUAAAUUGUCUGUUCACGCCAUGUCACACUUCUGGCCAUAUCUGUUAUUUUGUAGAAGGAGAUGGGAAGGUGGCACCCAGUGUAUUCACAGGUGACACCCUCUUUGUCUCUGGUUGUGGUAGAUUCUUUGAAGGUACAGCUGAGCAGAUGCACCAUGCACUGAAUGAGGUCUUAGCGACCCUUCCACCGGCAACGACAGUGUACUGUGGCCACGAGUAUACAGUGAGCAAUCUGAAGUAUGCCCUUCAUGUUGAACCCGGAAACCAAGAUAUUAUCGAUAAGCUGGCAUGGGCAAAGAACCGACGUGAAAGUAACCUUUCAACCAUUCCUUCAACCAUUGAAGCGGAACUGAAGUGUAACCCUUUCAUGAGAGUCAAUGAGGCAGUGGUGCAACGUCAUACUAAAACAACAGAUCCUGUUGCCACCAUGGGGGCGCUGCGCAAAGAGAAAGAUGCAUUUCGCCCUAAGAUGUAGUCUGUGCUGAAGCUGUCCAAUGCGUUUGAUUCAACAUUCGGGCAGAAGAAGAAUGCCUGUAUGAAUACACACGAAGUCCGUUUGCAUGCUGAUUAAAGUUGGGGAAAUGAACAAGCGAAAGUCUUCUUAUUUGUGAGCAGCCCCCGUCAAAGAGCCAAGAGCAUUCGUGAUACAGUUCCAUGCGCAUACUCCUUGACUCAAAGACAGGGGGGUCGCUUCACUCAUUCGAAACUUUGUAUUGUCUCCUAACAAAGAAGUAGUUGCUGUUUCUCAUCUAUAGCAAGAAUAAGAAUCGAUUAUUUUUGUUCAAACUUAAUGUAUUUGCAUUGAUAAGGUGUAAGUAAGCAGCGAUUGGAUGAUACAAGUCAUACAUAGGCUGUAA